This is a messenger RNA of Biomphalaria glabrata, 5394 nucleotides long. RefSeq lists its product as uncharacterized. Lineage: Eukaryota; Metazoa; Mollusca; Gastropoda; Planorbidae. The coding region runs from base 2595 to 5375 and encodes 926 amino acids. The transcript has 4 exons. The record is from RefSeq and is a predicted model, not a curated record.
UUUUAAGCUGGGCUAUACAUAUGAGUGUUUCUCCAGUACUGGUUACAACUAGGUGUUGGUUCACUAAAAAGUCCGUAUUUCAUAAGAUUGUUAUUCAAAUGUGACAAUUUGCAUUACAUUGCAUUAAGAAAUGGUUAAUCUAUAAAUUUUGAUAUUUUGAGCUCAUAAGGUGCUAGGGAAAUAUUGAAAUUGUAAAAAAUGUGUGAAAUUACUACCCAAAAUGGCGGCUUUUGAUGUAACACGGAACACCAUAGUAUGAUUGAAUUAAUAUCGUACUAAAACCUAGGGGCAUAAAACUUCCAUCUUUGUUGGGAUAUGUUAACAAGAUCCUCAUAUUUCAAUGUCAUUAUUUAGUUUUUCUCAAGGUUAUCAAAAUAUUGAUUAAACACGGCCACAAAAAGGCGUUUGAGGCGCAUCGCGAUGUGUCCCACUUUAUACGGAAUUACAAUCCUCUAUGAAUUGUAAACAAGAAAUAAAUAAUAUGCUCAACAUUGCAUUUCUGUUACAACAAGCAUUAAAGAUUUCUUUUAAAGUAUUUUUUUUUGUUAAAAGCUUUCUAAACAUGCAUAACGAGCUUAAAAUAGGUCGAGGCGUCCCAGAUGAAGCGCCUGUGCUGCGUGUGUUAAGAAUGGGAUUAUUUUUCCCACGACACUACUUUUUAUGAAUGAGAGUUCUUUUGAGCAUCACAGGUAUUGUGUAGAACAAAAAAAGUGCCGCUUCCGCUGGAAAUACUAGCGUAGUAAUUAACAGGAGUACUUAAACAAUAGCGUGUCCCACAAUUAACCAUUGAUGCGCCCCAAGCGUCGACACGAUCAAUCGCCGGCAAUCUUGUACAAACAUCUCAUUUAAACUGUUUUUUGUGAUCUUUUGUGGAACAACAACCCAUCAGGUACGUAGAUAUUUCAUUAUUCUACUGAAAUUUAAGCUUAUUACGAAUUAGUUUGAUUGCAAUAUCCUAAUCGAAGUGCUUUUUUUAGAACGAGGUUACUAGAUUUAGCCAUUCAAUCAUGACGUCACGUGAAGCGUCUUGAAUACAAUUUAGUCUUAAAUCGUAAAGUUAAUCAAUUUUAAAGCCUGUUACUAAACAAAAAGUUUAUAUUUCCUAAACAAUUAUGUUGAUGUAAUAGUAGACGUGUGAAAGAAUUAAAAAUAAUCUACAUUUUUUUAUUUUGAGAAGUAAAUUGGGUUAGGCAUUGAGGCGUUCCAUGGGACCCCGUGUUGGUGUUUUCCAUGCAUAAAUUAUGACGUCACGUGUAGCGUCUAGUACGAGUUCAGGGUAUAUUAAGUUUUCUUUAUUCAUGGAAAGUUUCAAUCAAGAUUAAAUGAUUUUUAUGUAUGUAAUAAAAUAUUUUCAUAAUUAAUAAUUUUAAAUGAACAUUUUUUGAUAUAUUUCAAUAUAUAUUUUUUUGAAAUUUUACUUAUCAUCGUUUGGGGCGUUUCAGUGGACAACACUUCGUUUGUUUACAAAUGGUGUCCUAGUUUGCGUCUGUUAAGUCCAAAUAGAUUUUAGUGAUAUUUUGUUAAAGAUUUUACAGUAUCAGAUAAUAUUAGCUACAUUAAAUAAAUAAAACGAUAGUGUUUAAGAAAUAUUAAAUAAUUAAAAAUUUGUACUUAAUACUGUAAAGAAUAUUUAGAUCUAAUUGAUUUUCCGUUUGAGGCGCAUCUCGGACACUUGUCUUUAAAACUUAAUCUAGUCUAGAUCUAGACCUAAUGAUCUAGACCUAAUUAUGUAAUUCAUCAUCUAGAUUUACUCUAGACUAGACCUAGAUCUAAUUAUGUAAUUCAUCAUAUAGAUUUACUCUAGACUAGACCUAGAUCUAAUUAUGUAAUUCAUCAUCUAGAUUUACUCUAGACUAGACCUAGAUCUAAUUAUGUAAUUCAUCAUCUAGAUUUACUCUAGACUAGACCUAGAUCUAAUUAUGUAAUUCAUUAUCUAGAUUAUUCUAGAUUUACUCUAGACCUAGAUCUAAUUAUGUAAUUCAUUAUCUAGAUUAUUCUAGAUUUACUCUAAACCUAGAUCUAAUUAUGUCUAAUUAUGUAAUUCAUUAUCAAGAUUUAGACUUUAGAUCUAGACUAGAUAGUGGAAAUAAGUAGAUUAUUAGGGAAUUAGAUUAGAUCUUAUAAUGAAUCUAGACUCGUGACUCUAGACUAGGUCAUUAAUGACUAGAUUUAGAAUCUAAUUAUAGAUAAUAAAUAAUAGAUUCUUUCUUUCAAUAGACAAGUAUCUCUAGAAUAAUCUAGAUCUAUAAUUCUAUAUUAUAGUAUUUUUUAUAGACCUAUAUUGAAAUGUAGAUUGUAUCUAGAAAAUUUUGGUUUAACCUUAACUUAAUUUCCAUUGUAUUUUUUAUACAGAAUAUUGUAUUCAGUUCUUUUAGUCUACCACUGAAUGAUUGUAACUUAAGUUAUAUAAUAUGAAUUAACUGUACUAGUCCUACACCAUUGAGUCUAUCCCUAUAAAGCAAUUAUGGGCAUUACUAGACUCGAUUUAAAUAAUGCACCAAUAUAUAUUAUAAUAUGUUUACGAGUGCUAUUAGUACAUAAUAGAUCUAAUUAUUUUGAUACUAAUAAAUUUUUAUCAAUUACAGAUUUCAGUAAUGGAGCUAUCUGUUAGAGUUUCAAAGCGUUUACAAGCCAAGAAAGACUCUCUAAAUAUACAAGCAUCAGAGCCUGAGUCAUUUCUAAAUGUACUAGUACCAGAGCCUGUGUCGCUAAAAAAUGUCACUCAAAAUAAUGUUUCUGGGUUGACACCUAGUGCUAUAAGGUAUAGAAGACACAGGGAAAAACUACAAGCUGAUCCAGAAAAAUUUGCUGCUUUCAAGGAAAAGGAUAGAAAACGAAGUGUGCUUUACAGACAAAAUAUUACACCAGAAAAGAGAGAAAGAGCUCGACUUUUAAGUAAUUUAAGAACACAAAAAUGCAGACAAAAAAAGAAAGAACUAGGUCUCCCUCUUAAUGAAAAAAAAGUAAAACCUGAAACACGUGCUGCUGUUUUAGAGCGAAGAGAAAAAGAGAGGUUGAGAAAAGCUGCAUACAGGGCCAAGUUAAGCCCACAUGAAAAAGCCUGGAUAAACAGAAAACGCAAAGAAAGAAAACAGCAAGCUAAUAGUCCCCUUUGUGUCAACUCUGCAGAGGUUGGCGAAUCACUUGGUACUGGAUUCCAGACUCCAGUGGCAAAAAGAAUGGCUGUUUCAAGGGCUUUGAUGAAAUUACCUAGAUCACCUAAGAAAUAUGCUGCAGUUGUUGAAGGUCUCUCACAAAUACGCUCCCCAAGAAGAAGUAAAGCUCUCCAAGACAUAGGCUUUCUGCGUCUACCUGAGAGAAGAAAGCUCAUCUUUCUAAACAACAUUAAUGAAAGCAUCAAAACCUAUCUACACUCUACCAGCAAAAAAAGGAGUCAGAUGUCUAAUGCUCGCAGACAAGUACUCUGCAACAUCCUUACUAAGUAUAACAAAUUCAGAGGUUGUGCUACUCAUUUCAAACAUUUUGGUUUUUCAAGAAGUUUUAUGUCCAAGUGCAAAUCACAAAACAUAGCAAGAAAAAAACGAAGUGAUUGCAUUACACAAAAUGCCUUGGAAACAAUUCACAACUUUUACAGCAGAGAGGAUGUCUCAAGAACUGAUCCAUCUCAAUCAUCUGUGAGUGCACGAACUGGAAAACCUAAACGCUUCAUGCAGAAAACGCUGAAGGAGGCAUAUACUCAAUUGAGUACUCAUGCACCCACAUUAAAGGUAUUGUUCUCAAAGUUUGCUAAAUUGAAACCAUUUAUGACAAAAGCUACUCAACAUAAUAAGAUGCAGUCUUGCUUAUGUGAGUUCUGUAUGAAGAUUUUUCUUUAUAUGGAGGGCAUUAAUAAGUUUCUAAUCAAAAAAGGACACAGAGAGCUGACAUUAAAAAAUCCAGCUUCAUCACUUGACUUAACUCUAUGCCCAAGAACUAAUGCCAAUUGUUUUCAUAAGCUGCAGUGCAUUGAAAGAUCAUGUAGCAACUGUGGUGUGGAUUUAAUUAACAAGUAUUUUGAGCCUUUAAAAAAUUGCAUGGAUGAAUUAGCAGAAUGGAGCAUCUGGUCAAAGAUGACAGAUGAGUAUGUUCAGAGUGAUGGUACACUGCGAAAGGUAAUAAAGUGGCGACCAGUAAAUAAAGAAGGCCCUUUCAAUGACCUAGUAACAUCAAUGCAGAAAGAUUUGGAAAAAUUCAGCCUUCAUCUUUUUACAGCUAACUGGCAACAGCAGCAGUUUGCAGAUUUGAAACAAGAUUUACCAUGUGACUGGCUUUUGCUAGUUUCUGAUUUUGGUCAAAAUUUCACAUGCCACCACCAGGAUGAAAUCCAAGGUGCACACUGGGCUCGAACAGAGGUCACUAUUCACCCAGUAGUGAGCUACUACAGAGACAAAGAUUUGAUAGUCAAAGAAAGCAUGGUUUUUUUAUCAAAUGACCUAAAACAUGAUGGCCAUGCAUCACAACACUUUCAAAUGAAAGUGAUUUAUGAGUUAGCUAAUCGUGGUCAUGCUUUCACUAAAGUUAUCAGUUUUAGUGAUGGAUGUGCAGCACAGUACAAAGGAAAAUUAAAUUUUGUAGACUUAUCUUUCUCAAAGGAAGAUACAAAUGUGUCCAUAGAGAGGCACUAUUUCGGUAGUCGCCAUGGAAAAGGGCCAUGCGAUGCUGAAAUAGGUGUUGUUAAAAAAAAUGCUACAUUGGCCAUUAAAAGAAGAAUGGCCAUUAUUUCUGAUGCAAAGGGGCUAUUCCUUUGGGCAAAAGAAUACAUGACAAAGGCAGAGCCUACAAGUAAAAGAACAUUUUUCCUUGUGGAACAAGGAGAAAUCAAUCGAGACAGGCCUGACAGGUCCAACGAAAAGAUUCGAAGCCUUCAGGGAUCGAGGUCAGUCCAUGCAGUGAGAGGUAUUACACCUUACAAUAUUGCCUACAGAAAAAGAAGCUGUUUCUGCUUUCCUUGCAGAAAUUCAGAUGGCAGUCAGUGCCUGCAUGAUGAAAUAUGUGGAUCUUGGAAUAUGUUCAAACUUCAGAAACAGAAUGUGGUGCAAUCUCAAUCAAAUCUUGAAUCCUCUUUGGAUGUCAGUCCCAUAUGCUCAAAUUCAAAGGCCCAAACAUUGUCCUCCACCAUUCAAAAGUACAUUGUAAAUAGCUGUGUGAUUGUCAAGUAUGGGGAAAUAUUCUAUCCAGGAGUUGUGACAGAAGUCCUGGAUGAUCAGCGCAGAAUAAAUUUUUUAAAAAGGCACAGAAAUAAAAGAGAUAUAUUUGUAUACCCAGAAGUGCAGGACAUACAAUUAGUGUAUGCAGACAUGAUUGUUACUGAAGUGAUGUUGAUACCAAAUGGCAAUAGUUUGAGAGAGUGGAGAGUGGAAGGUUUUGAUUUCUGAAUAAAAUUUGUGUACAGUU